CGCAUUUCGCGGUGAAAGUUGUAAGCGGACUGGAGCCAUAGAUUUUCAUUGUGUUAUUUUGUGUUUUGGAUGGUCCACCGUUGACGUUGGAAAUAUGUGUUAACUCAUAUUUUGUUCUUGAUAUUUUACACUUUACCUUUAGUUACACUGAAUUUUGUAUGCAACCACAUAUUUUAACGUAUACGUUUUCUUCUUUGUAAUAUUGUACUUUUUUCUAGUGUAUUUUUCUUUACGUGUACAAUGUGUGGACAAUUUACAGUUUGACAUUGGUCGUUAUUGCAUUAAAACUGCUAACUGGUUGACUGUAGUAGUUGAAUUUUUGAAUAACAAUAUGAAAUAGCUAUAUUAAUUGUAAAUUUUCAAAUAGCGUUUUGUGUUUCUACUUUCUUUAGUGAAAAUGAAUACCGUAUAUCUUAAUGAUAAGGAAAAAGAAUUCCGAACACUAAACUAUGGAGAUGUUGUUAAGUGUUGGAAUGAUAACGUUGAAUGUACAAUAUGCAACAACAAUAUAAUGAAGGAAAUUGUAGUAAAAAAGAUGAUAAUGGUUCAUAAGAUCCAUUUAUUUUUGUGUUGUUACAAUUGUUUCUACAAGCUAUGUGAAGGAAAUGAGUACAGUUGCAUAUUAUGCUAUUCAAGCCAGAAUCUUUUAAAUUGUUCUCCAUGUGAACUUAAUGUUUGCAAUAGAUGUGUUGAAAAUCAUAAACUAGAAAAAGUAACCAGUUGUGCUUUACGUCAUUGCUUUAACUGUAAACCUAAUCUGUUAUGGAAAAAAAGAGCUGAAGCUGCUAUUGUAUUGAAAGUAUUUUCUUCUCAACUAAAUUUAUCUCGUGGACUUAUGGUGAAUGAAUCUGAAGAUGAACAAUUCGUAAGGAACUACUUAAUGGAAGAAGCUAAAACUAAUACAAAUGAAAUCAAUUUUACUAAAAUGAAAGAUCGUAUUUGCUUAGACUUUUUAAGCAGUUCGUUUAAAAUGACUGUAACAGAACAUAUAUCGGAAUUCACUAGGCAGACUGACGAGAACAAUACGUUUAGUAAUGAGAACAUAAGUCAUUUUAUUCGUAUUUGUGAACAAAUAUUGGAGAAUACAUGUUCUACAUUAACUAAUCUCAAGACAAUAUUUCAUCAGAAAACACAUUUAAAUCCUGUUGUAUUAUCCAUUAUUAAAUCACUAUUAAAAUCUGAAGAAAGAACUAUUAAUGAUAAGGUAUUUGAAAACGUUGAAGUGGAUGAUACAUUAACAAGCUCAAAAUCAAAUUUAAACCCAAUAAUAAAAAAAAGUAUAGAUUCUACUGAUCGUGAUACGAGUUCUAAGAACAUUUCUGAAGAAUGUUUGCCUAGUUUACCUGACUCGGGCAACAUGGAUUUAGAUACAAAUACUACUGAAGAAUGUUUGCCUAGUUUAACUGAAUCAGACAACAUGAAUUUAGAUACAAAUACUACUGAAGAAUGUUUGCCUAGUUUAACUGAAUCAGACAACAUGGAUUUAGAUACAAAUAUAACUGAUGAAUGUUUGCCUAGUUUACCUGAAUCAGACAACAUGGAUUUAGAUACAAAUAUUCCUGUACAAUCUGAUGAUGAAACAGAAGCCUUACAGAAUAGAAGUAUUGUCACUGUUGUUCUUAACCGAUUAGACGAUAGUGAAAUAAAAAAAUAUUUAGAAAAAAAGAACUGCAACUCAAAUAGUGACCAUUCUGAUCUCGAUGAACCACUAUCUCACCCAUCAAGUUUUUUUGACGAUGACAUAUUAUCUGAGGAUGAUAAUGAUGAAGCAGAAAAAACAGAAGAGAAAAACCAAACAAAACUAAAAUUAAAUGACCAGAAAAUAAUAUCAAAAGUAAACCACAUCUCCCGUAGAUCAACAGAGGAAAAAUCUGACGAUGAAAAAGAAAACGAUAGACUCGCUUGCUUAAAAAAUAUUGAAAAAGAAAGAAAACCAAACAAAAGCAAAGAAAAUCACACAGAAAACUCUGAUGAAGAAGAAAGUCUCCUUUCCAAAAAUAAUACAAACAUUUUAAAUGAUAAAGAAGAUGACUCUAAUGAAAGAAUGGAUAACAUAAUAAACAACAUUGAUGAACAUGAAAUUGAUACUGAAUCAUCUUUAAGCGAAACAAAUAUAUUAAGACCUGUACAUGAUAUUUUUAAGGAAAUGAAAUGCACUACUAGUAUCCCACUAAUAGAACUUGAAAAAAGUGAAGAUGAAAGUGAUGAUAGUUCUAUAAAAAGUGUUGUAGAAUCGUUCUUAAAUAAACGUGGAAAAGAGUAUAAUCGUAAAAAAAAAGAAAAAGAAGAUACUGACAGUGAUGUAAACUCUUUAGAAAGUGAUAGCAACAACAGUACGCGUCAUUCAUCAAACGACGAAGAUUAUUCUGAUGAAGGUAAAACAAAUAAACUUUCUCCAUUUCACAUGCCAUCGUUAAGUGAUAGCGAUUUAAGUGAUGAGAGUGUUGAUAUGAAAAAUAAUAACAGUGGAGUAAAAAGACAUAAUUCAUCAUCAGGUGAUUCAGAUUCAUCGUCAAAACUAUUCAAACACACGCCCAAAAAACGGCGCAAUACUAGAUCUGCCAAAAAAUCUUCAUAUAUUUUAUCUAGUCACAGUUCUAGCAAUGAUAGUUCUGCAGAAAGUAGUAGUGAUUCUACUAAUAUUGUACGCGGAAAAAAAAAGAAAAGACUCAGAGUAAUAGAUUCUGAAUCAACCAAUGAUUCUGACAGUAAUAGCUCUGGAAAAAAUAGCUCUUCACCUCUUAAGAAUGGGCGUAAAAAUAUACGCAGUAUACUUAAAAAGACUGAUCUUAGUGAACUAACUAAAAAUGCUUUAAGAGAAGAAGAUAUGCGUAGAAAAAGAAUUGAAGAAAGACAAAAAUUAUAUAACAAAAUAUUCAAUUUACCACUAGAAAUGGAGACUUGUGAAAAAUUGGUUCUAGAUUUUGAUCCUGUAAGUAAAAAAGAACUUGUCACAGUUCAUCCUGAUCUAGUAAAAAUGUUGAAACACCAUCAGAUUAAAGGUGUACAAUUUCUAUGGGUAUCUGUAUUUGAGUCUUUAGAACGAGCCCAAACUACAAAUGGAUCUGGAUGUAUACUUGCUCAUUGUAUGGGUUUGGGUAAAACAUUACAAAUUAUUACUUUAGUGCACACAUUAUUUCGUUAUCCGGAAAUUGGUGUUAAAACUGUAUUGAUUAUAACUCCUCAUAAUACAAUAGAAAAUUGGUGUAGAGAAUUUGAAAAAUGGUUACAUGAUAUUUCAGAGCAGACGUUUUUGGUUAUAAAUCUAGCUGAUGCUAAAACCUAUGAAGACCGACAAAAGAGGAUAGAAGAAUGGAAAAGUGAACAUGGUGUUUUAAUUACAAGUUACAGCCAGUUUAGAUCGGUUAUAAACUAUAAACGUAUUAAUAAAUACCCUGGUAUUAAGAGCGGACUUCUAGAUCCAGGACCUGACUUGGUAGUUUGUGACGAGGGUCAUUUAUUAAAAAAUCAUGAAUCUUUACUAUCAAAAUCAUUUCAAACUUUGAAAACUCUUCGAAGAAUUGUAUUAACUGGUACACCAAUGCAAAAUAAUUUAAAAGAGUAUUAUUGUAUGGUGCAAUUCGUAAUGCCUCAUUUGUUAGGUACAGUUAAAGAAUUUACCAAUCGUUUUAUAAACCCAAUUAAAAAUGGUCAAUAUUCCGAUUCUACUAGUUAUGAUGUAAAAAUAAUGAAAAGAAAGUCGCAUGUAUUACAUAAAGCUCUAGAAAAAGUUAUUCAGAGAUUUGAUUACAAUGUACUUACACCGUACUUGCCUCCUAAACAUGAGUAUGUCAUAUAUUUAAAGCUAUCAGAUGUGCAAAUUGAACUAUAUCGGAAAUAUUUGGCAAACUUCAGACAGCCUGAAUUAUUUACCAAUUAUACUAUGCUUUAUUUAGUAUGGACCCAUCCAAAGUUAUUACAAUUGUAUACCAAGAGAACUGAGUUAAAUGUAAAAAAACAAAAAAAUAAAAACUUAAAUAAACUGCUACAAUCAAGUUUUAUUGAUGAUGUAAUAAUUAGUACUGAUGUAGGAGACACAACUGAAGAGAAUGAAGAGGAUAAAGAUGAAAAAGCUAUGAUUGCUGGACCUUCACGAUCUAAGAGUUCAGAUUAUUUAAAUUGGUGGAAGCCAUUUAUAAAAAAAAAAGAAAUAGAAAUUGUUCAUCCAUAUGCCAAGUUUACUAUGAUGUUCUCAAUACUAAAAGAGUGUGAAGAGAUUGGUGAUAAAGUAUUAUUGUUUAGCCAGUCAUUAAAUACUCUUGAUGUUAUCCAAGAAUUUUUGGAAAAUGCUGAAGAUAUAGAAGACAAAGGCGCCCCUUAUGGUAAAUCAUGGAAUGAAGGUAUUGAUUUCUUCAGAAUUGAUGGUACUGUUUCUGUGAAAACUAGAGAAGACUGUUGUCAAAAAUUUAAUGACACCUCUAAUACUAAAUUGCGUCUUUUAUUACUAUCAACGAAGGCUUUUAACUUGGGCAUCAAUUUAGUUGCUGCUAAUAGAGUCAUAAUCUUUGAUGUCUCUUGGAAUCCGUCAUUAAAUGUUCAAAGUAUAUUUCGUGUGUUCAGAUUUGGUCAAAAUAAGCCAUGCUACAUUUAUAGACUUGUUUCAGAGGGUACAAUGGAGCAUAAAAUAUAUAACCGUCAAAUAUCAAAACUAUCAAUGGCAUUCCGAGUUAUUGAUGAACACCAAAUUGACCGCCACUUCAAUGCUAGAGAUCAAGAAGAACUUUACGAAUUUGAACCUAAAACUAGUGAAACUAAUAUACCAAAUUUACCAAAAGAUCGUCUAAUGGCUGAAUUGAUUCUGAAACACAAAGAUAUUGUUAUGAAUAUUUUGGAGCAUGAUUCAUUAUUACAAAAUAAUGAGGAUGAAGGAUUGGAUGAAAAUGAUCGACUAGCCGCAUGGGAUGAAUAUGAAAGAGAAAGGAAGGGUCUUAAUGUGCCACCACCAAUAUUAAAUCCAAUAAAUCCUUAUCAAAAUAAUUUAUAUAUUCAAAACCCAAUUCAAUUAGUCCCUCAUCCUUUAGGGAUACCAUUGAUUCCAGGUAUGCCGCCUGCUCAACCUCUAUAUACAUCACCAGAAGAUGAGACUCUGUUCAACACAUUACAAAAUCUAUUCCCUCAAGCUACUUUGUUACAACUAAAUGACAAGUUAAAUCAAGUGAAGUCUGCGCGAAAAGCUGGAUAUCCAUAAACAUAUGACAAUUUUAUAUUUCUUAUUUUUUUUUAUAUAAUUGUAAUUUUUUAAUAUUUAACGUGUUACUAAUGCACAACUAAACUAUUAUUAAUAUAUUUUUAAUAGUGAUUAUACUUUGUAAAUAAUCAAUCAUUAAGUUUAUGUCAAUGCAUAUUGUGUAUAGAAUACUAUUAUACAAAUAUUUAAAUUUCCAUUUUUUUUUUUUUACCAUCUAUGACAAUCAGUUGGGUUUUAACACCAAGGUCGUUAAAUAUUAGGUAGUUCUGUGAAUUUUAUAAUUGUUUAUUUUUAAAUGUAUUUACUGAUCUGCUGUUAUUCUAAGAUAACAAACUUUGAUAAAACCAGCCAACUAUUAAUGUUAUAAAUUUAUUAGAAAAUUGUACAAUAGUGAUUUUCGCUUCAUUAGUUUGAAUUAUAAAUUAUUUACUCGUUUUUCUAUAGAACACUACAAUAGCAUUUAGAUUAUGUCGCUCAAUUAGUUCCUACCUAAAUUUUAUCAUUUUAGCCAUCUAAGUGUGAUAUGUUUUAAUAGUAAUGUAUUACCACAAUUCUGUUAUUCAGUAUAAAG
Messenger RNA from Adelges cooleyi (spruce gall adelgid), 5759 nucleotides. Its product is annotated as transcriptional regulator ATRX homolog. The transcript has 27 exons. Gene Ontology annotation, cellular component: nucleus. Lineage: Eukaryota; Metazoa; Arthropoda; Insecta; Hemiptera; Adelgidae. The coding region runs from base 398 to 5188 and encodes 1596 amino acids. Gene Ontology annotation, molecular function: ATP hydrolysis activity; ATP-dependent chromatin remodeler activity; ATP binding. The record is from RefSeq and is a predicted model, not a curated record.